GAGGAGGGAGUUUGGUUUAGAUGACUGAAAAUCCUUUCUAGUUUUAUGUCUAUCUCAUAUGUGACGUGGAAUGAAUUCCGGCGAGGAAAGAGCGCUCAAAUGUGAAGGUCCUGGUCCCGGCAGAGGUCGCUGCAAAAAAUGUCCCUCCUCACUCGCCAUCAUCUCCUUCUCGCGGUAAACGUGACCCUCGACCUCAGAAGCUUCUGCCAGAAAGAAAGAUGGCGGCAGCGUUGGCGGCGACAGGCCGCCUGCAGCAAGCCCUCCGAAGGGUACCGGCAUGGAAAAGGCCCUGCUCAGGAGCCCGGACGCGCCACCGCCAGCUUUCCUCCAGCCCUCCUCAACCUUCGGCCUCGGCCGUGAGAACCGCCUUCCUUCAUUUCUUCCGGGACCGUUACGGCCACCAGCUAGUGCCCUCUGCUUCCGUACGGCCUAGAAGCGACCCCGGCCUCCUCUUUGUCAAUGCGGGAAUGAACCAGUUCAAACCAAUUUUCUUGGGCACAGUGGACCCUCGAAGUGAGUUGGCACGGUUCCGUCGAGUAGCCAACAGCCAGAAGUGUGUUCGGACAGGAGGAAAGCAUAAUGACCUAGAGGAUGUGGGCCGAGACCUUUCUCACCACACCUUUUUUGAGAUGCUUGGCAACUGGGCAUUUGGAGGGGAAUACUUUAAGGAAGAGGCCUGCAGCAUGGCCUGGGAGCUGUUGACCCAAGUCUAUGGAAUUCCCCAGGACAGGCUGUGGGUUACCUACUUUGAUGGUAACCCUUCUGAGGGGUUGGCCCCAGACUACGAAAGCAGGGAUAUCUGGCUCAGCUUGGGGGUACCUUCUACUCGGGUGCUUCCCUUUGGGUCAAUGGAGAACUUCUGGGAGAUGGGUGAGACAGGACCUUGUGGACCGUGUACUGAAAUCCACUAUGAUCUAUCAGCAGGAGUGGGUCCUCCCCAACUGGUAGAACUCUGGAAUCUUGUCUUCAUGCAGUACAACAGGGAAGCAGACAGAAGCCUGCAACCCCUGCCCCAGCGGCAUGUGGACACUGGCAUGGGCCUGGAAAGGCUGGUAGCCGUGUUGCAGAACAAACAUUCUACUUAUGAUACAGAUCUCUUCUCCCCGCUGCUUACAGCUAUACAUCAGGGCUGCAGGGCACCCCCAUACCAGGGUCACGUAGGGGUGGCAGAUAAGGGACGCAUAGACAUGGCAUAUCGUGUGGUGGCAGACCAUGUCCGCACCCUGAGUAUCUGUAUGGCUGAUGGAGUUUACCCCGGCAUGACUGGAGCCUCACUGAUUCUCCGCCAAAUCCUUCGCCGAGCCAUUCGUUUCUCAUCAGAGGUACUGCAGGCACCUCCGGGCUUCCUGAGCAGCCUGGUGCCCAUUGUUGUGGAGAUUCUGGGAGAUGCCUACCCAGAGCUGCAGAAGAACAGAUCGCAGAUUGUCAGCUUGAUCACAGAGGAAGAAGGCGCCUUCCUAUCCUGCCUAGAACGAGGCCGCCGCAUCAUCGAGCGAACCCUGAGUCAGCUGGGCCCCUCUGAGCUGUUCCCAGCUGAAGUAGCCUGGUCUUUAUCUGGGAACCUGGGGCUGCCCUUGGACUUGGUGGGGCUGAUGCUGGAGGAGAAGGGUAUCCAGCUGGACUCAGCUGGUCUGCAGCAGCUCUCCCAGGAGGAGGCCCAGCGUCGGAGCCAAGCACAACAGGCAAAGCCAGCGGAGAAAUUGGAAUUGUGCCUGGAUGUCCAUGCCUUGGGCCAUCUGCGGAAGCAAGGGGUCCCCCCAACGGAUGACUCUUCCAAGUAUAAUUACUCAUUGCUUCCUAAUGGGUGUUAUGAAUUUGGAACCUGUGAAGCUGAGAUAAUACGGUUGUAUAGCCUAGAUGGGGUGGCCAUAGACUCAGUUGGAGGGGGUCAACGUUGUGGCCUCCUCCUGGAUAAGACCUGCUUCUAUGCUGAGCAAGGGGGCCAGGCUUCUGACCGUGGCUACCUGAUAUGCAAAGGGCAACAAGAUGUGCUGUUCCCAGUCAUUGGGGCCCAGACGUAUGGGGGUUUCAUUCUGCAUGAGGUGAUAGCCCCUGAAACCUUGAAGGUGGGAGACCAGGUACAGCUGUAUGUAGAUGAGGAAUGGCGUCUGGGCUGCAUGAAGAAACAUACAGCUACCCAUUUGCUGAGCUGGGCUCUGCGGCAGGAGCUAGGCCCAGGCACUGAGCAGUGUGGCUCCCACCUCAGUCCUGAAAGACUUCGCUUUGAUGUGUCCACGCUAGCCUCAUUGACACCCAAGCAGCUUCAGACAGUGGAGAAAACUAUCCAAGAGGCUGUGGGGAGGGAUGAGCCUGUAUAUAUGGCUGAGGUGGCUCUGGAGCUGACUACCCAAGUUCCAGGUUUACGAUCACUUAAUGAGAUAUACCCUGAUCCUGUUCGGGUGGUGUCUGUGGGGGUACCAGUAGCCAGUGUCCUGGCCCCUACCUCUCAGGCUGCACUGCAUACCUCCGUAGAACUGUGUUGUGGCACGCACCUCUUACGCACAGGGGCCAUAGGAGACCUGACUAUUGUGGGGGAACGACAGCUGUCCAAGGGCAUCAUCCGUUUGGUGGCUGUCACUGGAGAGCAGGCCCAGCAGGCCCGUGACGUUGGUCAGAAUCUGGCUGAAGAGGUUGAAGCAACUGUAGCUCGAUUGAGCCAGGGGAAUCAGGAUAUCAGAAUGGCUCAGCAAUUAUCAAAGGAUGUGGGACGGCUCAGUGAUACAGUGGACACAGUUGUGAUGCCCCAGUGGCAGCGUCGAGAGCUGCAGGCGGUCCUGAAGAAGCUGCAGCGUCGUGCCAACACUGCCAUCCGAAAACUGGAGGUGGAGUUGCUGCUAGUGAAGGUGGCGAAACAGCUGUGUGAGCAAGUCCCUGGCACCUCCGUGUUACUGCUCAGUGCCCAGGCCCCAGGGAAGGUCCUGUGUGCCUGUCAGGUGGCUCAGGAUGCAGUCCCUACCUUCACUGCUGAAACCUGGGCAUCGGUUGUGUGUAGCCAGAUGGGAGGCAAGGCCUGGGGCUCCCGAGUUGUGGCACAGGGCACGGGCAACACUGGUGAUGUGGAGGCCAUGCUGAACAUUGCCCGAUCCUUUGCUCUCAGCCAGCUCUAACCCAGGACUUUGGGGGUGAAGUGGAGCAGGAGUCGGAGGCCCAGUGCCUAACAACUAAGAAACGAGGGAUGGAGACAGAAGCAGGAACAUGAGAAGAGCCACGGCAUAACUAUCUCUUGGUCCUUUGUCUGGGCCAGCUUUCCCGUUGUGGGGCAGGGCUCUGAGACUCGAUGAUCCCAGAAGAAUAACUGCUCCCUCACAGCUCAGGGAAGAGGGAAAAAGGAAUAUAUGGAGAAUAAUGACAUUUUGGGACUGCCCCUCCCUCACCUCAGAGGGAGGAGGAAACUGUCUGGGCUGUUACUAGGAAGGAAAGGGCCCUUCCUUUCCCCUCCCAUCUCAAACUGCUCUGGGCAUCCAUCACUUCUGCUUGUUCCCUCAGGCCUGCCUUGGGGAUGGGAGGGACUUAGGACUAGCCUAGGAUCUGAGCCCUUGCUCCCCACUGAUUCAGAGUCUCUGCAGAUGGCUUCAAACCAGGCUGAGCCACAGGGAGGAGCCCAGCCCUCUUGGUCUCCAAAACUAAAAAUGUAAGGGUCUUGGGUCCCUGGAAUUCUGGGGAAACUCAGAUCAGACUGAAUAUUAAACAACAUUUCUGCA
Messenger RNA from Sarcophilus harrisii (Tasmanian devil), 3701 nucleotides. RefSeq names its product alanyl-tRNA synthetase 2, mitochondrial (gene AARS2). The transcript is spliced from 21 exons. NCBI's taxonomy places the organism in Eukaryota, Metazoa, Chordata, Mammalia, Dasyuromorphia, Dasyuridae. Gene Ontology annotation, cellular component: mitochondrion; cytoplasm. The record is from RefSeq and is a predicted model, not a curated record. Gene Ontology annotation, biological process: tRNA modification; alanyl-tRNA aminoacylation. Bases 219 to 3107 code for a protein of 962 amino acids. Gene Ontology annotation, molecular function: amino acid binding; aminoacyl-tRNA deacylase activity; nucleic acid binding.